Molecule: messenger RNA, 4513 nt
Organism: Acanthopagrus latus (yellowfin seabream)
Lineage: Eukaryota; Metazoa; Chordata; Actinopteri; Spariformes; Sparidae
Gene: adnp2b
Product: ADNP homeobox 2b
Exons: 4
Coding region: 331-3366 (1011 amino acids)
Biological process (GO): regulation of gene expression
Cellular component (GO): nucleus
Molecular function (GO): DNA binding
Source: RefSeq, a predicted model, not a curated record
UGAGGGCUGCUACGUCAUGUCCUGAACUUGAGCGCCAUUUUUUCCUCAAUAGGGGAAGAAAGGGACAAAAGCUGGACCAAAAAUAACUUACCUCUGGUAGAGGUUUGCAAACACCACCCUCCAUAUUUCACCACAGUUUUCGCAGCGCGGUGCGUGUGUACGGAGGAUGCUGCUCGGAUGAGUAUCUGCGUGCAGCGCCGGGAGCAGACGCAGCUUGCCGACCCACAGUUGAGGGCCGGUGGAAGUGGAGAGCGUUAGCCCUGACGGAGGUGGCACAGCGACAACUAACGUUAACCCACGGUGAAAAUCGGACGAGGAUUGUGUGGAAGAAUGUAUCAGCUCCCAGUUGGAAAUAUUGAGAAGAUCCGAAAGGCACGCAAGGCAGUGAAAAACAUCUUGAGUGAGAUCGGCCUGGAAGACUGUCAGACAUUUCUGCAGGAUCUCAAGCAAAAAAAGUCAAACGAGAAAAGCUCGGACGAGAAAGCCUCAGAUGAGAAGAACACAGAUGAAGACGAGGCCUUUCAGGAAACUGAGUGGUUCGACUUCACGUAUGGAUAUAAUAGCAGACAACAGAAAAAGUGGCCCUAUCGAUCUCGAUCUCUGUGCUGCACCAUGUGCAAGUACUCCUCACAGAACAUCUACAACUUCAGGAGCCACGUCUCUCGCUGCCAUGCGUACGUACAGUCGAUGUGCGCGCUGGCAUCCUGCUCUCAGUGCCUCUUCAUCGGCCACCCCAAGGUUGUCAAGAGGCACAUACUGUUCUUCCACACCAAACUCAGCAGCACCAGUUUGCCACCUCCAAGGGAGAGUGCUCUCGCCACCCAUCGCGGAAAUGAGAGGUAUCAGUGUCGAAGAUGUGGAUUUCCGACCUCUUCUAUCUUUGCCAUGAAGAAGCACAUCAUUCUCAAGCACCUGGACAGUUUGGCAGAGCAGUACAUUGGCUACAGAUUGAACCUUCAAGGCACCACAACUGUUAAGAUCUACUGCUGCAAGGUCUGUCGGGUGAACACUGGAAACCUAGACCAGAUGUUGCAUCACAUGCUUGUUGAGCCAUCACACUAUUCGGUCAGCACACAAGUGCAGCAUAUGAUUUACGAGAACAAGAACUACACAAUUAAAUCAACACCCAAUGGGAAUGGGCUGUUUGUGACAUUUCCGAAUAUUGCUCCCAAACCACAGCAACCUCAGAUGUUCAACAGUAAGUCCUUGGUUUUGCCGAGUAAUGGCCAGCCUGCUGGGACUUUGUUGGCAUUACAGCAGUUGCAAGGAACUACAAACAGUACUACUCUCAUCUGUACCCCUGGAACCAACCAAGCGUUCCUUCCCCCUCAGGCAUCGGCACUAGUGCAGCUAGCUAGUGCUGAGGCCAAAGGUUUGCUCCAGCCCGGUGCUACGAUAUCCCUCCGAAGUGCUUUGCCCCAAGGACCAUCUAUGGUCCAGCUCCCCACAGUGUCGAAUGUGUCUCUGAAACAGGCACCGGUGACGUUAACUCCUGCUUCUGCUCCGCCACAACAGACUCAACAAGCGCAGCAGUUUGUUUUUCCAUCAGGACUGCAGGCCAACAUGGCAGCUGGACCUGGAGCUAUAUCCAAGCCGAAUGUGGUUAUGCAAAACGCCUCAACAAACCAAAUGGCCCUGCAAGGCACAAUGCUGACUUCACAGUCCCUGUUGAGUCACCUGAUCCCCACCGGCAACAAGAUGAACGGCAUGCCCACAUACACUUUCGCACCACUGCAAGUAGCAGUGCCCGUCUCUCAGAGCACAAGCACCCCUCUCAAGACUGUUGAGCAAACAAGUAACACCUCACCUCAAACUAAGAAAUGGAUUACCUGUCCUCUCUGCAACGAACUGUUUCCUUCAAACGUCUUUGACAUGCACACAGAGGUCGCUCACCAGACAAAAUCCAACACAACCAAGUCAGAAAGUGUGGCGGCACGAGCAGCGUUUUUGAAGAAAAUGCCUGAUAAAACUGUCAAAUGUCUAACGUGCAAAAUUCUGCUAUCAGAAAAAAGUGUCUUCCAGCACCUGCUGCAUGGCCUCAACUGUUUGUACUGCUCAGCUUUGUUCUUUUCAAUCAAACAGCUUGCUGAGCACGUGAAGCACCACAAUCCCUCAAGCAAGGCAUACUGUGACUUUUUGAGACAGAAGUACAGGGUCUAUUCAAAAGGCGUUGGAGGAAUCCUCUUCCCUUACUUCGAUGUCCACACCACAGCACCGAAAGAGGUCUUAGGUGACACCGAGGUCAAUCUCGCUCUCGUCACGAAUUCCCUCGACCUGAUCUUCUUUAAGUUGCAGCCCAGCAACCAGACAGAGAUCUGCCCAGCACCUGUGAAAGUCAACAGCUCUUACUGUCCCUUCUGCAAUGAAAAGUUUCAGAAUGAAUCCAAACACCUCGAGCACCUGAAACAAAAACACUUUGUAGCACCCACCAUUCACGCCAUCCUCAAGACGGAGGCUUUCAAGUGCAUAUACUGUAAUGGUGUGUACACGGGGAAGGUCACCCAGCAGGCGGUUAUGCUCCACAUCCAGCGAUGCAGGUGUUCCCCAAAACAACCACCGCCCCCCAAACCUGCAGCAGCAGCACCACCACCACCGCUGCCGCCGCUGCCUCCACCGCCGCUGCCGCCGCCGCCGCCGCAGCAACAGCAACAGCAACAGCAGCAGCAGCAGCAGCAGCAGCAGCAGCAGCAGCAGCAGCAGCCACCAAAACCAGCUCAGCAGUUCAGUCAGCCGUCCGGACUCUACUUUCUACAAGUGCCACAAGGGAUGACCGUGAAACAAGCUUUAGCGCCGGCCCGUGUGGUUCCAGCUGCACCCCCUGCCGCGCCUUCAGAAACAGCGGCAGAGAUGCAGUCUAAGAAGAGGCUAGAAGCUGCACUGAAGGAGGUCAUCGAGGUGAACAAACGUGAGCGAGAACAGCGGGCGGCCAUGCGCAAGAAGCGAGAGCAGGAGAAGCUGCUGCCCCCACCGGAGCCUGCGGUGCAGAGCGACCCCACAGUGAAGCUGGCGUUGGAGCCCACCGCGGUGGAGCGCCGCUGCGGCGAGGAGCGCAGGGACUUCAUUUCCAAAUACUUUAACCUGAACCCCUACGCAACCAAAGCCGAGACUGACGAGCUGUGCAGGAGGCUGUCCCUCACCAAAGCAGAGCUGGCAGCCCACUUCAGCAAGAAGCGAAGCAAAUGCAUGAAGAGUCUCAAGAGGAACAAAGCCGCCAUCCUCCUCGGCUUCAACAUGACGGAAAUGAGCAAAGUCAAGCACAAUCUCCGCAUCCCAGAGUAUCAGGCGGCCGAUACCGCAGAGCAGCCAUCCGCCGAUUCAACAGAACAGAUGGAAGGUAGUGAGGCUGGACCAGAACUGAUGGAUUAAAGUGGAACUGAGAAAGUUAGAGAGGGAAAACAGGUGGGGCCGAUGGAAUGAACUCAGAGAUGUGUGACAUUAGAACAAACUGAAAACUGCUAAUAAUUCAAAUGCAGAUGUCCUUGAAUUAAAACAGAUACUUAAAUGACCUUUGACCCAUAUAAUGGCCUUUUGUGUUAACAGUUACUAGAGAAGUUCAUCCUGCAGUGCAUAAAAUGCAUUUCCUGACAUACAAGUUACCUGAGUGAGGGAGGUUAACUAAUGUAGCCUUCACUGGUAGUGCUUCAUUUGACUUCAGUAUGCUGUCCCGAGUUUCACGUACAAUAAAGAGUCAUGUUGUGAUGCUCCUUUUAGAGACAGAUGUUACAAUCACUCAACAAUGGCCACUGACUUCAUUUUAAGCACUGAUUUGCUCUUCGUAGCUGCUUCCUGUCUCUCCUGCUCCUUUUUUUAUUUAAACCCUUUUGUACAAAUUUCCAAUUCCUUGUCUGCAAACUUCACCAUAGUUUGUUAUUAUUAUUAUUAUUAUUAUUAUUAUUAUUUUUAUUAUAAUUAUUAUAAUUAUAUUAUGGUUUUCUUUAUAAAUUGGUGUUUGUUUUUACAUAUUUGGACCUAUGUGUGUCACUGCUUAUCUUCGUCACCCCUUAUUUGGUUGUUGUUGUUUUGAUUUUUUUCAAACCACUCCAUCUCUCAACAUAUAAACAGUGUAAGGAGGAAAUGUUUCUUGGGCACCAGCUUCUGCAGACUGUUUUCGGUGAAUGUAACCUUGAAGCCAAAUUCUUCCGAUCGUACAGAUGUUAGAGUUGUCAGGUUUGCUGAAUUCCCUGCUGAAUGAACACUAGGUUAUUCUAAAUCUCUGAACAUGUUGCUUGCAUGAGCCUUUGUUCUAUUGUCAGAUGAAAUUAUGAUUUGUGCCAUUGUGAAGUCUACAUAUUUGCAUAGACUUGUGGAAAUUUACCUAGAGAUUCAACAAAACAUAAACAUGUUAUUGGGUGUUCAACAUAUAUAUCUUCUGUUCUCCUGACAGCUGUGUUUUUUUGUACUAUACAUGUAUUUUCUAUAAUUCCUAGAGGAUCAAAAAUAUUAGGAGGGAUACAAAUUCUCAUUCUGUCCAAGGCCACUGUGUUGUAAAAAAAAAUAAAGUGGUUUCCUUUUA